Molecule: messenger RNA, 1236 nt
Organism: Closterium sp. Yama58-4
Lineage: Eukaryota; Viridiplantae; Streptophyta; Zygnematophyceae; Desmidiales; Closteriaceae
Source: the annotation of a GenBank genome assembly
AUGUGUAGACUCGCCAAGGCUACGCAUAUCUCAUCCACAACACCCCGAACCAAACGACCAGCCGCCAAAGAAUCUGGGGAGAGGCUACCUGCGGCUGCGUUCGGUUUGGACAUGACCGGCGCCGUGUCUCGCGGCCUAGUGUCGUUAGUAGCCAUCCCGUUACUCUUACUCGCAUCCGUUUCGUCCGCGCAGCAGAUCUGCCCGUUCACGGGCAAGCCCCCAACGAAGCCCGCGAAGCCUCUGUACCGAUGCGUGGCGGAGAGCGAGCUCGCGUGCUGCUCCGCGUGCGACGACUGGGUCACCGCGGCGACGGUGCUUGGACAGAACGGAACGAGAAUCCUGUCGACGCUCUUCUCUCCAGGCACCACAUUUGAAGCGCUCGACAAAUUCAAAGCCACGCCGUUCUGCGGGUUCCUGGCGGGCGGAAGUGACACGUGUCUGCAGCUGAUUGAAGGGCUCUAUUGCGCCAUUAUGUGCGACCCGGGCGCGAGCAAGUACCUCUCAUUCGAGCUCGCGCCGUCGGGGAAGCUCGCGGACAGCAACGGCACGAUCCGCAUCUGCAAUGACUUCUCCAACCGCGUGUACGACGCGUGCCAGUCGCUCGCGUUCCCCGGCGUCGCGCUCACCAUCGCGAGCCUUAUUAAGAACCCUGCGAAAUUUCUGUCACUCGUCGUGACUCCGCUUGCCGGCACGGCAACCCCCCUCAAAGCCCUCAACACCGUGCUCGUUCCCGCCGAAAAUGGAACAGACAGUUGCUUCCUCACAACGCCAGGGGAUAAAUACGCGCAAACCCCCCUCUGCUGCGAUAAGCUAACAGGUUUCCCCAUGGAGUGCCCGAAAGAUCCCAAACACUCGAACGUGUCAGAAGUGCUUCCGUGGGUGGUGGAUCGGCCCGUGCCUGCCACGUGUGCUGCGACUUCAAGCAGUCCUGGGACUACCGUGCCUGAGCUGGCACCCAAUGGGACCAACACCGAUGGUUCGGCAACUAAUGGAUCGACUCCAAGUGGUUCGACACCCACUGGUCCGGCACCCAAUGGGACCAACGCCGAUGGUUCGGCAACUAAUGGAUCGACUCCAAGUGGUUCGACACCCACUGGUCCAACACCCACUGGGUCGACAUCAAACAGAACAGGCUUUGAGGAAAAGAGCGCGGGGUUAAGUUUGGUGCUUAGGGGUGGAGCAUGGUGGCCUGCUGUGCUUGCUGCCCUGGUGCUCCAUGCAGUUAUGUUGCAUUGA